This is a messenger RNA of Vidua macroura (Pin-tailed whydah), 3222 nucleotides long. RefSeq names its product somatostatin receptor 2 (gene SSTR2). Gene Ontology annotation, molecular function: neuropeptide binding; somatostatin receptor activity. Lineage: Eukaryota; Metazoa; Chordata; Aves; Passeriformes; Viduidae. Gene Ontology annotation, biological process: cellular response to glucocorticoid stimulus; cellular response to estradiol stimulus; neuropeptide signaling pathway. The transcript has 2 exons. The coding region runs from base 138 to 1253 and encodes 371 amino acids. The record is from RefSeq and is a predicted model, not a curated record. Gene Ontology annotation, cellular component: neuron projection; membrane.
CCGAGCGGAGCCCAGCGGGGCAGCGGCGCUGCCGGCGCCUCCCCGGUGCCCGCCGGGCCGGGCCGGGCGGCGGCGGGAGCAGAGCCAGGGAAGAUGACAUCUCGGCUCCUGUGAGCCAGCAGUGCCCAGGGAGAGCCAUGGAGCUGGAGUACGAGCUGCCCAACGCCACCGCCUUCUGGUUCUCCCCGGCCUCCCCCUUCGACAACUUCUCCCUGGAGGCGCCCAGCAACACCUCCCAGAACGCCACGGGCCAGCACUUUGACCUGACCAGCAACGCCAUCCUCACCUUCAUCUACUUCGUGGUCUGCAUCAUCGGGCUGUGCGGCAACACGCUGGUCAUCUACGUCAUCCUCCGCUACGCCAAGAUGAAAACCAUCACCAACAUCUACAUCCUCAACCUGGCCAUCGCCGACGAGCUCUUCAUGCUCGGGCUGCCCUUCCUGGCCAUGCAGGUGGCCCUGGUGCACUGGCCCUUCGGCAAGGCCCUCUGCAGGAUUGUCAUGACGGUGGAUGGCAUCAACCAGUUCACCAGUAUCUUCUGCCUGACGGUUAUGAGCGUGGACCGCUACCUGGCUGUGGUCCAUCCCAUCAAAUCUGCCAAGUGGAGGCGGCCCAGGACAGCCAAAAUGAUCAACGUGGCCGUUUGGGGCGUCUCCCUGCUGGUGAUCAUGCCCAUCAUGAUUUAUGCUGGGGUGCAGCACAACCACGGCAGGAGUAGCUGCACCAUCAUCUGGCCGGGAGAGUCGGGCGCCUGGUACACGGGAUUCAUCAUCUACGCCUUCAUCCUGGGCUUCCUGGUGCCUCUCACCAUCAUCUGCCUUUGCUACCUGUUCAUCAUCAUCAAAGUCAAAUCCUCGGGCAUCAGGGUGGGCUCCUCCAAGAGGAAAAAGUCCGAGAAGAAAGUCACCAGGAUGGUGUCCAUCGUGGUCGCCGUCUUCAUCUUCUGCUGGCUCCCCUUCUACAUCUUCAACGUCUCCUCCGUGUCCGUCAUGAUCGUGCCCACGCCCGUCCUCAAGGGCAUGUUCGACUUCGUGGUGGUCCUGAGCUACGCCAACAGCUGUGCCAACCCCAUCCUCUACGCCUUCCUGUCCGACAACUUCAAGAAGAGCUUUCAGAACGUCCUGUGCCUGGUGAAGGUCAGCGGCAUGGACGAGGCCGACCGCAGCGACAGCAAGCAGGACAAAUCCCGCCUCAACGAGACCACGGAAACCCAGAGGACCCUGCUCAACGGUGACCUGCAGACGAGCAUCUGAGGGGACGGCGGGGUUUGUCCUGCCUGCGCCCCUCCCCUUCCCGCUGGCUCCCGGCUGCAGCAGGGGGGUGGCAGCACGGGGUCGGGGCAGGAAUGCCACCUGAGGGGACGGCUGUGAGCACGCGGUGGCCUCGGGGCUCCUCUGCUGGGCUCCUCUCUGCUGGGUUGGCUUUCGAGUGCUGGGAAGGAUACGGGUCAGGAGGAGCCGCCUCGCCAGGAAAACAAAGACAACUCACGGCGACACCAAAAUGCCACCGCGGGCACAGGUACGGCCGGGGCGGCUCUGCUGGGUCCCCCGUGCCACCCUCGGGGCUCUGCACCUGGACACACCCGGGGACCUCAGGAGGAGCCGAGGCCACAGGUGUGUGACAACACGGGGACGCACCGACCUGGUGGGAGCUGCCGGCGAGUGUCCCUCCCGAGGAGACCAGGAUGUUUGGGAUUGCGUUUUCCCCCGGUUAUUCCCUGCUCCGCCGCGUGCCCUGCCGCCUCCCCGCGCUCUGUGACUGCCGCAGCCGCCCUGCCCGGAGGGGACACGCCAGCACCGAGGUGACUUCCCCACGGGAAGCAGCUCUGCCCCCGCAGCAGCCCCUCUGCCGCCUCCAGCCCUGCCGUGUCCCGCUGCUGCAGAGCCCUUUCCCUGCCCCUGCCGCGGCGUCACCCGCCCGCAGAUUUUCUCCUCGGAUGGAGAAUUUCCCCCUUGGCCCUCCCCGGUAGCCGCUGCCCCUCCCACCGCCCGCAUCGGCCGGUCCCACGCUGCGCCGGCGGCCGCCACCGCUGCUCCGGGCACCACGAGCGCUCCGCUCCCUGCUGGGAAAUCCUUGGAAGUGUUUCAGCAGCCGUGACACGUUGGAGAAGCCUGGCACGGGCACCUCGCGCUGCCAGCGGCUCCUGCACCCGGCUGAGAUCGGGGUUUGUCCGGCCACGGCUCCGAGGAUCUCUGGGGUGACACCUCCCUGCUCCUUCCAGGCAAGUCACGCUGGAGAGGAUGGGGAUGGGCAGGGGGUGCUGAGGACUCGGUCCCCACCCUUGUCCGAGCCGAAGGGAGCGGGCAGAGCAGACAACGGGGCUCCCAGCAGCAGGGGAUGAGGAAGGGCAGGGCAGCAGCACGGAUCCAUCCCCCUGGAUCCGGAUCCUGCACUGUGUGAGGGAUGUGGGCUGGCCCCACAUCCGCUCUAUUUGCCUUCCCAAGAUGUCCCGACUCGUUCGGCUCUGUCCCUGUCCCUGGCUGCCCUCCCAGCUCGGCACAAACCCGGGGCUCUGACCCCCCAGCGGAGCCCCUCCUUGGCUCCGGAGCUGCGGGGAAAGCCCAGGGGAGAGGGAGAAGUGCCGGCUUCCUCCCGGAGCACCCGGAGCAGCUGCUGCGCCAGAGGCCGGAUCCGUUCACAGGCCCCUGUUCCAGAGCUGAGCCGUGGGAACGCUCAGGGGGGGGUUUAGGUGGAGGGAACAGCCGGGGCUCGGUCACCCUGCCCUGUGCCAGCCCACCCUGGUGCCACCGUCACCAGCAGAACGGAGCUUUGCCCCGCAGUACAAUGUGGGAGGUGAGGCUGCACCGGGUGCCACCUGCCUUGGGGUCCCACUUGCUCAGCCAGGUGAUGCUCCUGCUCUGGCUGGAGUUUUCCCAUGGCUCUGCCCAGCUCCUGCAGCAAAUCCCAGCCUGGGGCAUCCCAUCCUGCUGUGCCACAAAAGGGUGCCAGGCUGGCUACCUGCUCCUGCCUCUGUCGGACGCUGCAUUUACUGCAAGACAAAGCAGAGCCAUGUCAGCAAUUGUUUGCUUUUAACUCUUUCCUGCUCCUCCGAGGAGCACUGCCAGCGUUCAGGUGCCCGUGUGGCACCUCCCUGUCCCCUCGCUGGGCACCGAGCACGGCCCUGGUGUGGGCAGUGCGGCUGACCCCGGGCUCGGGGCACGGCGGGUCGCUGCUGACGCUGCAGGAAUUGCAGCAGCAGCUCGGGGCACGGUGAAACGCCGC